Messenger RNA from Cebus imitator (Panamanian white-faced capuchin), 4058 nucleotides. Its product is annotated as sister chromatid cohesion protein PDS5 homolog B-like. Bases 48 to 1307 code for a protein of 419 amino acids. The record is from RefSeq and is a predicted model, not a curated record. Lineage: Eukaryota; Metazoa; Chordata; Mammalia; Primates; Cebidae. The transcript has 9 exons.
CCCCCCCCUUUAUUUUUAGAUGUCUGUGGUUUGUUCUGGAAAUAUUAAUGGCGAAAAACGAAAAUAACAGUCACGCAUUUAUCAGAAAGAUGGUAGAAAAUAUUAAACAAACAAAAGAUGCCCAAGGACCAGAUGAUGCAAAAAUGAAUGAAAAAUUGUACACCGUGUGUGAUGUUGCCAUGAAUAUCAUCAUGUCAAAGAGUACCACAUACAGUUUGGAAUCUCCUAAAGACCCAGUUCUACCAGCUCGUUUUUUCACUCAACCUGACAAGAAUUUCAGUAACACCAAAAAUUAUCUGCCUCCUGAAAUGAAAUCAUUUUUCACUCCUGGAAAACCUAAAACAACCAAUGUUCUGGGAGCUGUUAAUAAGCCACUUUCAUCAGCAGGCAAACAAUCUCAGACCAAAUCAUCACGAAUGGAAACUGUAAGCAAUGCAAGCAGCAGCUCAAAUCCAAGCUCUCCUGGAAGAAUAAAGGGGAGGCUUGAUAGUUCUGAAAUGGAUCACAGUGAAAAUGAAGAUUACACAAUGUCUUCACCUUUGCCGGGGAAAAAAAGUGACAAGAGAGACGACUCUGAUCUUUCUGAAUUGGAGAAACCUCGAAGCAGGAAGAAAACACCCGCCACAGAACAGGAGGAGAAAUUAGGUAUGGAUGACUUAACUAAGUUGGUACAGGAACAGAAACCUAAAGGCAAUCAGCGAGGUCGGAAAAGAGGCCAUACAGCUUCAGAAUCUGAUGAACAGCAGUGGCCUGAGGAAAAGAGGCUCAAAGAAGAUAUAUUAGAAAAUGAGGAUGAACAGAAUAGUCCACCAAAAAAGGGUAAGAGAGGCCGACCACCAAAACCUCUUGGUGGAGGUACACCAAAAGAAGAGCCAAUAAUGAAAACUUCUAAAAAAGGAAGCAAAAAAAAAUCUGGACCUCCAGCAACAGAGGAGGAAGAAGAAGAAGAAAGACAAAGUGGAAAUACAGAACAGAAGUCCAAAAGCAAACAGCACCGAGCGUCAAGGAGAGCACAGCAGAGCAGAGCAGAAUCUCCUGAAUCUAGUGCAAUUGAAUCCACACAAUCCACCCCACAGAAAGGACGAGGAAGACCAUCAAAAACGCCAUCACCAUCACAACCAAAAAAAAAUGUCCGUGUAGGACGCUCCAAACAAGCAGCUACUAAGGAAAAUGAUUCAAGUGAAGAAGUAGAUGUGUUUCAGGGUAGCUCUCCUGUCAAUGAUGAUAUUCCACAGGAAGAAACAGAGGAAGAGGAAAUUUCCACAGUAAAUGUACGACGGCGAAGUGUUAAAAGGGAACGGCGAUGAACAAAUGUAAUUAAUAACUUUCUCUGUAAAAGCUUUGGAAAAAUCUUUUCUUUUUUUGGGUCAAGCUUGAGGCCGAAUAAAGCCUUUGAUGCACAAAAUGGGACUGCUGAAGAGUGGACAGUUGGACCUUACUUUGGUGACCCCAUACAUUUGUGGUCACAUGCUUUAGCCAUACGCUUGGUAACAUUGACUUUGGAGUCUUGUGAAAGUGUAAUGUGCGAUGGCUAUGUAGACAUAAAGAAGAAACUUGUAAAUAUUUUUUUCUUUUUUUAAUGUUUCUGACUUCUAAAGUGCUUGUAUAGCUUUUAUCUGCGGCUUUAAACUGACAGUACCCAGCUGUUUAUUGGAUCUAUUAAUUUGAAAAGAAUUUGUUAGGAUAGAUCUUAAGCAGUAAUCUGUCAGUGUUUGUAUUUGUAUUCUCUGCAAUUUUACUGUGAAAAAAGGUUUUUUUUUUUUUUUUUUUUCAACUUUUUUUGUCAUUUUGUUGAUGUCACUAUUUGUUGGGGAGUUAAAUGGUCUCCUCCCCUUGUGUAUCUUACCUAGUGUUUACUCCUGGGCACCCUUAAUCUUCAGAGGUGCUAAAUUGUCUGCCAUUACACCCGGAAAGAUGCCUCUGAUAGGAGGACAACCAUGCAAAUUGUGAAAUAGUCCAGAAGUUGUUUGAUUACUUUACACCUCAGUAUUGAUUGGUCCCAGAAUUUUCUGGCCAUUCAUGGCAAUGAAAAUUUUAAGAAGAAUGAUUUAAAGUAUUUUAAUUUUAAAGAGUGUGUUAUAAAAUAAUGUACUGAAUUCUUUAUCCCCUUUUAUCUAUCCCUUUCAGUUUUUAUUAAUCUACUGUAUCAAUAAAAUUCUGUAAUUUGAAUGAGUUUUUAAUAGUCUAGAAUGUUAUUGUGUAUAGAUAUUUCCUCUUGAACAUUAUGUUCAGAAAAUGCAAAUUAUUACACUAUAAUAUAAAAUCUGAUAUAUACACUUAGAAAAAUUUCAGCUCUCCAUAAUAGUGUAAAGUUAAUCAGAAAGAAAAAUUUUAUUGAUGCAGUGUGUCUUUAUAAAGCUGUUCUUGAAAGCCAAGUGUUUUGUAUUUUAUAGUGAGUUGCAUGUUUAUGAAAAAAAGUGCUGAAAAUGGGAUGUGCUCUUUUCUGUAAAUUCAUGUUUAGCCAUAGUAUAUGAUAGAUUGCCCCAUAACAUAGUUUUUCAUCAAGAGUUUAUUAUUGUACUUUAUUUUGGAGCCAAAAAACUGAUUCUAGGGGGUGGGGGCAGGGUAGAAGUGGUAUAUCCAACUGUAUCAGCUACUGUAGUUGUCACAGUCUUGUGAACUUUGAAUGAAAUUCCACUUUGUUCAGAUUGGGAGAAGAGGAAAUUUAUUUGGGUUUAGAGCAGGUCUUUUUUUUCUUCAUUGUAAUCUGCAAAAUAUAGAAAUAAAUUACUUACGGCAGUAUCAUUUAUACAGUUGUAUAAACUGUAUUUUGAACCAAAACAUAUAGGUUACUACUUAAUGCUUACCUAAAUUCAUUUUAGUGUUUUAGGUGCUGUUAUGUUUUUUCACGGUCAACACCAGAGGGAAAAAAUCAUAUUCUAACUUAUUAGAUUUAUCACAUUGAAUAGUGGAACAUUUUCAUAUGAUACACCAUUAUGUUUAAGGUAUAUUUCCAAGAUUGGUUAGAAUAGAUGGGGCAUAUAAUAAAGAAGCUACUAUUUUGGAAAAUGACAUUUUACUAUUUGCCAAUGUAUAUUGCAAUUGAUGUGAUUAUUUUUCUUUUAAAGAUUUCUUCGAGCUUAUGAAACAGCCAUUUAUUUUUUAAAAAGUGUUUUAAAUUGUGUCUUAAUAUCUCCAUAUUUAGCUAUUCUUCAUUUACAACAAUACUGAUAACAGUAAUUACGAGAGACUGCUGUAUAUCAAAGCAGCUCAGGUUGGAUCAAGAUACAUUGGUUUUUAAAUGUUUCCUUAGCUCGGUUCUCCCAAACACAUAAUUUCUAUUUCAGCAGUACAAAGGCAUGUUUUAAAAUCUAUAACAUAAAGAAUAAGGAAUAGCUUUGUAUUUUUGUCAUUGAUUAAAUUGCAUCAGAAAUGUUUAUGGAAAUAUAUCUUUAAGACCAUUUUAUAAAACAUACGAAAAAAUGAUUGUGAAGGAUUUUUAUUUGCAUGAUCAUAGUUAACCAGAUUUCAUUGCACAUUUUUGUAAUGCUAGUUCACAAAAAAAAUGUUCGUUGUAGAUUUUGUUAUGUUCAAUGCCAAUGAGUCUGUAAUUUUACAACCUGUCUGUUCUUUUUUUGGGUGGAUUACAAUGUAAUUUUUUUUUUUUUUUGGGUAGAAAAAUAGGUGCAAUAAUGAUCAAAGUUUGGAUGUCUUGAGUCUCCAUCUUAGGGGAUUAUUUUACGUUUAAACUUAACAUUUCAUGUACUAACAUUUGGAGAGCCACAUACUUUACAGCAGAAUUAAGUGUUUAUAAAACAUUAAUUGCUAACAAUUGUUAGCAAACUAUUCAGUGAUAAUGUUCAUUUUGAAAAUAUGUACUGUAUAACAUUAAAAAAAUAUUUAACUCCCUGUACAAGUUCCAUUAUGAAAAUCCUGUUCCUCGGUGAGGUUAUCUUGCUGCACUCUGUAGCAAAUUCGUUUAAUCUACAUUAUAAUAAAAUUUGCUGCAGUGCAACAGGAAGCUUUUUCAGUGAUCUCCACUGUAUAUGUAAAUUACAAAUGUGGCUGUAAAACUUAUUCCAGGUAUUAAAAGUUAAAUUACUUUCUAUAUCUUCUUA